Batrachochytrium dendrobatidis JAM81 is the source of this 450-nucleotide messenger RNA. RefSeq lists its product as uncharacterized. The transcript has 2 exons. NCBI's taxonomy places the organism in Eukaryota, Fungi, Chytridiomycota, Chytridiomycetes, Rhizophydiales. Bases 1 to 450 code for a protein of 149 amino acids. The record is from RefSeq and is a predicted model, not a curated record.
AUGCCAUCUGUUUAUGGUACUAUUUUUAAAAAAAACUCUCUUGAUUCCAAUUCAAACCAAGAAGCUCCCGUAUGUCCAAAUAUCUAUGUGACUAUUAAUGGUGAUGAUUGUAAUUCUGUGGCAAAGCGAUUCAACUUUUCAACGGCAUCUUUGCUUGAAAUAAACUAUCCUGUGCUGGACUGCACCAAUCUGACUCCAGGUUCACCUAUUUGCAUUUACUGCAAUAGUCGGUUUCCUAUUUGUCAUCCAACAACUCCGCUUCCACCCAACGUUCCUCCUCCGCCACCUUUAUCUAGUUGUCAAAAAACAUAUACGGUUGUUGCAGGAGACUCGUGCUGGCAGAUUGCAGCAACUCUCAAGACCACCGUCGAUAAUAUUCAAAGACUCAAUAACUGGCUUUCAUGUUAUACUCAGUAUAUCUAUCCUACUCAAAUCCUGUGUGUUGGUUGA